This is a messenger RNA of Recurvomyces mirabilis, 621 nucleotides long. RefSeq lists its product as uncharacterized. NCBI's taxonomy places the organism in Eukaryota, Fungi, Ascomycota, Dothideomycetes, Mycosphaerellales, Teratosphaeriaceae. The record is from RefSeq and is a predicted model, not a curated record. The coding region runs from base 1 to 621 and encodes 206 amino acids. The transcript has 4 exons.
AUGACAUCCACGAACAGCCAAUGGCUCUUCUACGCCAUGGCGUCGGGUGGGUGUGCAGCAUUGAACGGCGUCUUCGCAAAGCUCACGACUACACAACUAACCACGACUUGGGCGACGGGCAUCUCGCAUCUCUUUGGCUUCAAUGAGCCCAGCAGGAUUGUUGAAUUCCUUGUGCGCGGUUUCUUCUUCCUUAUGAAUUUGGCCUUCAAUGCCGUUAUGUGGGGUCUCUUCACACGAGCCUUGACACUGGCAACGAGCACGGUUCGUGUGAGCGUGAUCAACACAUCGGCCAAUUUUAUGAUCACGGCAGUAUUGGGUGCUCUUAUCUUUCGAGAAUCACUACCUGGACUCUGGUGGCUGGGCGCAAGCUUUCUCGUGGCAGGCUCAGUCAUCAUCGGACGGCGUGAAGAAGGCAAGGAUGUGGGCUCGGCAGGAACAGCAGGAAACGAAUCUGCUGUUGUAGUGUCAGGAGGUUUCCAGGACGAGCCCGAUGCUCCUCUUGCCGCCGCCGGCUCUGUAGGAGGAGCGGAGCAGGAAAGCUACAAGGAUAGUAUUGAGCUUAAGCGUAAGCCUGCGAAGAAAGUUGCCGUGGAAAGUGAAGAUGAUGAGUUAGGUAUUUGA